Anguilla rostrata (American eel) is the source of this 2226-nucleotide messenger RNA. Its product is annotated as sorting nexin-16-like. The record is from RefSeq and is a predicted model, not a curated record. The transcript is spliced from 8 exons. Gene Ontology annotation, cellular component: early endosome; late endosome; extrinsic component of endosome membrane. Bases 231 to 1292 code for a protein of 353 amino acids. Gene Ontology annotation, biological process: protein targeting to lysosome; early endosome to late endosome transport; endosome to lysosome transport. Gene Ontology annotation, molecular function: phosphatidylinositol binding. Lineage: Eukaryota; Metazoa; Chordata; Actinopteri; Anguilliformes; Anguillidae.
GGUCGGGGCUUGAAAUAUAUAAGCGAAGAAAAUUGUAUCUCAAACAGGUAGCUAGCUAACUUAAACUAGGUGUCUUACGUUACUUGACGUUUCGUUGUGAUGAAACCUGAAAACGAACGGGGGAUAAGAACGAUAUCAGGCAUUUGGCUAGACACCCCCAUUCAGAGCGGCUUACGAGGUGUGGCUACCAGGACCCGUUGUACCAGCGCAGCAGGGGGGCAGUGAAGGACAUGGCCACGCCCUUCGUUCCCGUGCCUGUCCCAAUGGAGCGAGCGAGGUCCAGGGUUCGACGGGCCACGUCGCUGGGCAGCGUCUCCACCAGCUCGAGCUCCCCCUCCAGGGCCCCCGGGGACGAGACCAUCCCCGAAACGAGAGGGGGCUCCUCCCGGGCCUGUGCCACCCCGCCUUUGGAGUGCUUCAGCCCUGUGACCCGGACCAGGCUGAACGGGACCGCUCCGGCUGUGGAGUACUCUAACCGACCCCGUUCCCAUGACGACUCUUUGGACUCCGGCUGGCAGGAGCGUCCGAUCACCCCUACUCUCCUGGGAUACGAGGUCAUGGAGGAGCGCGCCAAAUUCACCGUGUAUAAGAUCCUGGUGAGGACGAGCCAGGAGGAGAGCUGGGUGGUGUUCCGCAGGUACACCGACUUCUCCAGGCUGAACGGCAAGCUGAAAGACAUGUUCCCAGGAUUCAGGUUCUCUCUGCCUCCCAAACGCUGGUUCAAGGACAACUAUGACACGGAGUUCCUGGAGGAGAGACAGCUGGGCCUGCAGGUUUUUCUCCAGAACCUGGUCGCACGCAAAGACAUAGCCACCAGCUUGCCAGUGAGGGAGUUCCUGUGUCUGGAUGACCCCCCGGGCCCCUUCGACAGUCUGGAGGAGAGUCGGGCCUUCUGUGAGACCCUGGAGGAGACGAACUACCGGCUGCAGAAGGAGCUGGUCGAGAAGCAGAGGGAGAUCGAGGAGCUGCGGAAGACCCUGGAGGAGAAGCAGCUUCACAUUCACAUUCUGGAGAAAAGAGUCAAUGGAGACUCACUGAGUCCGGAGAGUUUGGAGAGCCCCUGCAGGCUGUCUGGGGUCGGUAGUGAGGGCAGCAUGGAUGCAGACAUCGAUGCGGAGUCCUCCACUGUGGAGGCCGACCAAGAAAUGGACCCAGAGAACAGCUGUGGUAACCAGGCGCCCGGGAAGGGUCACCUGAAGGGUCACGCCGCCUGCUGGUGUGGGCCAAUCGCCGGGAGCCCCCUGCCCGUCAUCCAGGUGACCCAGGAGCUGGAGGCGCGGCCAUCGCACUGACCACUCCCUUUCUCGACAUGCAGAAUACAGGAACGCAUAGAGAUCCUAUGCUCUUCUUCUCCACCCGUCUCCCCUCUUCCCCCUAUUUUUCUGCCCCCCCCCCCUCCCCAUUUCCCGUUCUUAUAGGAAUUUGGGUGCUUAUAGGACAGAGGGUCUUUCAGUACUUCUGUCUGUCAGGCCUAGCUUCACACGCUCAGGCUCAGACCAGCCUUUUACGGAUGGACAGAUCCGUUGACUGACACCAUGUCUCCACUGUAGCGGAGUAUAGUAGGACCCCCCGCAGAGGGAUGCAGAGUGGUUGGGUCCUGAUCAGAGCAUCUGAUUGGCUGAUUUUUCAUUUUUGUCCAGAAAUGGAAAACCCAUUGUCCACACUGCAGCUCCUUCACCACGUCUCUCUGGAAUGGAAGAGGCCGGGGAACAUUUUAAUUCUCUUUGGCUUCUGCUGAAAACCGCCAGGAGGGGACCGAAAGAUCUCCCAAGCUGUGGAAUUCUGGGAGGAAAAAAAUCCCCUUUCUUGGACAGUGCUACUCACCUGUUACAACAAUCAAAGCAGAAUAGCUCAACUUUAGCUGCUAAUCGGUAGUACAGAGGCUGGCCACGCAAUAACAACGUUCUUUGUUGAGCUACAUGGUUAAGACAAAGGUCAAGGCUGUCGUACAUGGUGUGCGCUGAACCUGGGUCAAAUGCUUGCUUGGAAUACUUUAACUCGUUAGAUGCUGGUAACGUUUUGUUGUUUACCAAAAAUGUACAAUUCUACAAAAUCUCUGCAGCUUGAUGAAAAUAUACGUUUGAGAGCAAAAUCCUUUGAUCGGUUUGAAUGAGUCAUCAACUGAUUGACAUCUAGUUGUAGCCCCACCGAGUAUGGGGUUUCAGCCAGCCUUGUAAUCAGGGUUGUAUCUGACAUCACAUCUUUGUUCUGUGGGCAGCACUUUUC